CGUACUACUAGUAACUUUUCGAACAUGGAACAGGAGCCAAACAACAAUCACGUGAUGUUACUAAGCUGAUGAGUCUAGGUCUCUCUAUUUUUUACAAUCCCAAAGCUUUGAAUAAUAGAAGAUGUUUUCUAUACCGAGAAGUUCCUCUAUGGAAUAUUUUCCACCUCCAAGUUACAACGAAGUUGUACGGACACACGCUAAUGAUAUUGCACUCCAUCAAAUUCCUUUCUCAAUACCUAAUAUAAGAGUUACUUUUAUGGAUUUUCUACCAGUUUGUAUCAGGGAUAAUGAUAUAUUCUCAAAUACAAGAUACGAGCCAUUUUCGAAGUUAAUUGAUAAAGCAAAUAAUUGGCUGUCUGAGCAUAAUAACUUUGCAGUUAUAAAUUGCGAAACUGUAUGCGCAGCAAAAGAUCCUGAAAAAUCUUAUAUAGACUCAAAAUUAACAUCUCUUACUCCGGCUAUCUUAGAAGAGUCUGAAUUUUCAAUAAAUAUGAUAAAGUUUCUAAGGUUGUAUCUUCGAUCGAAGACAGAGACGGACCCUUCCGAAGCUAAUCAAAUCGGAUACUAUAACAUUGUACCCAAUUUAAAUGAUUCAGAGAAUGAAAAUUCAAUACAGAAACACGGUCCUAUCGAAUCUACAAUAAGAAAAUUUAAUAAUUUUAUAUUACAAAAUUCAAUCAAUGGUAAAAUUAUCAAUUUGGAAACUGUUGGCUACAGUAAAAAACACUUUCCAGAAAAUCCUGAAGAAUCGAGAUAUCAUGAAAAUACCUUUGAUAAUUCGGAAAAUUCAAUAAUCCUAAGGAUAUUCUAUAUGAAAGGUUCACCUACGUAUGAACAAAUAGGUACUAUCGAAUUUCUUCCGAAUCAUAAUAACUACGGAAGGAAUAGUCCAGUAGCUGUUUACGAUUCUACUGGAGAACUUAUUGAAAGAGCUCAACGUUGGCUUGAACAACACAAUACUGCAAGAGUUUUAAAUUUACAGACAACAAAUAUCGACUUCAAAAAAGCUAUGAAGAAAGAAACUUUAAGAAGUAUUGAAGAUUUAAGGAGCAAAUAUUGCUUAGAAAAGACUCUCAGUUCAUUAAGAUUAUACUAUAUUAUUGGGGAAAGUCCAUUAUCUUUUUCAACUAUUGGUGGAAUUAGUGCUAGGACGUUUACACCGGCAUUAUUAGUUCAAAAAACGUGUAGAAUGCAUGAAUUCGAAACGUUAGAUAAACUAUUCGAAAGGGAAAUAAUUCCAUAUCUCAAUUACAAUUCCAAUGCAAGAAUUAUUAAUGCUGAAACUGUACCUUACUUUAUAUCGAAUAGUUCGGAACUUUCUGUUUAUAGUAAGAAAAGGAGACCGGAAAUAAUACUCACAUGUAUCCGAAUAUAUUUUGAUACACCAGUCAGCGAACCUCCUCCUGGUUUUAUACACAAAUCUGAGCCUCCUAUUUUUGAGCAGGAAGGUUGUUGUAAUGUCUUAUAGAGGUUCUAUUAUUAUUUAUUUAUGAAGAAAAUGAAAGAUAAAAUAGAGAAAGUAAACAGUAUUUGUUAUUUUUUCUGCUAACAUAAUCUUUGUUUUUAUAGCUUGAGAA
Dimorphilus gyrociliatus is the source of this 1577-nucleotide messenger RNA. The record is from the annotation of a GenBank genome assembly. Lineage: Eukaryota; Metazoa; Annelida; Polychaeta; Dinophilidae.